CACCGAAGUCACACUCACAGGAAACGAUGCCCGACGCUAUCGAUUCUCCAGCCAAUCGUGGCACGCCUUGACCUAUCUCCCCCUCUUAUUGGGUGAGCGGGAGUGCGACGAGACGGAUGUUGUCGUUUUUGCAAGGGGCCAAGCCGUCAAGAUGGCGGCUAGUGGCGGGGAGCUUGGAGGUGUAUUUGAUCACCAUGUCCAGAGGGCUGUAUGCGACACGCGGGCCAAGUAUCGGGAGGGGCGACGGCCUCGUGCUGUCAAGGUAUAUACAAUCAAUUUGGAAUCUCGGUACUUGUUAAUACAAGGAGUUCCUGCAGUGGGAGCGAUGAAGGAAUUAGUUGAGCGAUUUGCUUUGUAUGGUGCAAUUGAACAAUAUAAUGCUCUAGAUGAAUACCCAGCAGAAGACUUUACAGAAGUUUAUCUUAUUAAAUUUAUGAAUCUACAAAGUGCAAGGACAGCCAAGAGAAAAAUGGAUGAACAGAGUUUCUUUGGUGGAUUGCUUCACGUGUGCUAUGCUCCAGAAUUUGAAACAGUUGAAGAAACUAGAAAAAAAUUACAGGAGAGGAAGGCUUAUAUAGCAAGAACUACUAAAAAUAAAGAUCAUUACGUGACAAAGAAGAAACUGGUUACGGAGCUUAAAAACACACAAGAUUUUAGACAGGACUUCCAUUCAGAGACCUCUGGAUGUGCAGCCACUUUGAACACUUCUACUGGCAACUCAGAUCCUUGUCUUCCUUAUUCUUGUGAAUUGCCUUUAUGUUAUUUUUCCUCGAAAUGUACAUGUUCAUCAGGGGAGCAUAUGGACAGGGCAUCAAACUUCUCUCAGGAUGGUAGAAACCAUGAAGAAACAUUGGAGCGUUGUAUGCACAGUGACUCUUUGCAGAAAAUACGGGUGAAACCGUUUAAAAAUUCAUCGGCCUGCCCUGGCGCACAGAAGGCUAUUACUUCUUCAGAGGCAGUUGACAGAUUUAUGCCUAGGACAACACAACUGCAGGAGCGGAAAAGAAGAAGAGAAGAUGAUCGUAAAAUUGGAACUUUUCUUGGAACAGGCACGAGUAGUAAUGAGGUUAUGAUUGGGCCUCUGUUACCAGACUUACCCAAAGUGGAUAUGCACGAUGACUCGUUGAACACGACAGCAAAUUUAAUUCGGAAUAAACUUAAAGAGUUUUUCGAUGUGUUUUUCUACAGUUCCUGUUGAAUUAACUGAAUCUGACGAACAGAAAAGUAUGUGCUUUGAUAUCAUUAGCCUUUGCUUUAAACAGUGAGCAGAACAGGGGCGCCUGGGUGGCUCAGUCAAUUAAGCAUUUGACUCUUAAUUUCAGCUCAGGUCAUGAACUCUUGGUACAUGAGUUUGAGCCCUGCAUCAGGCUCUCUGCUGUCAGCAAGGAGCCUGCUUUGGAUCCUCUGUCCCCUUCUCUCUGCUCAUCCCCCACUUGUUCUCUCUGUCUCAAGAAUAAACAUUAAAAAAAUGAACGGAACAUAUUCUAUGUCAUUCUAGAUAUAAAACAUAAAAGCAGUGGUUUCAGUCCGUGAGAUCAAUCUGUGAAAGUGGAGCCCAGGCCCUCUCUUUUUAAAGCUCCCCAAAUGGCUCUGUUAUGAGACAAAGUACAGAAUUAUUGUGUUGAAGGAAAACUUUUUCUCAAGUUCAGUGUUCUUACAAAUUACAUCAAAAUGGUUUUUGCUUCUUUGAUAAAGAUAGCCAUAGAAUGAGGUGAGAUUAUUCUAAAGACUAGGCCCUAAGGUCUGCAUUUCAAAAUGUAAACUUCUUAAAUAGAUUACAACUCAACUGUCCUAAUUAAGUACUAAUUUUUUUACAUAUUUACAUAAUCAUUUUCCAUUUUCUAAGCACAAAUAAAAGAAAGCUAACGUUUGAGUUAGCUUUUGAAAGAUAGCUUUUUGUGGGGUAAACCUUUUAUAAAUCAAACUGAGGGAAAGGAACCUUCUUUUAAACUUUAACUCUGAGGAUCAGAAAGUGCUUUUCACGCAGUUGUAAAUGUAUUUUACAAUGUGAUUAAGGGAAUCUAAGAUAGCUUCAUUUAUUUUAUGUAUAUGUUUUUACCUGAAAAUUACUAUUUGAUUAAGGAUGAAGGCUUAUGUUAUAAUAUUAAAAGUCUGUGAACACAA
Messenger RNA from Felis catus (domestic cat), 2124 nucleotides. It is a transcript of the gene RBM48, whose product is annotated as RNA binding motif protein 48. Bases 152 to 1198 code for a protein of 348 amino acids. The transcript has 5 exons. Gene Ontology annotation, molecular function: nucleic acid binding. Gene Ontology annotation, cellular component: nucleoplasm. Lineage: Eukaryota; Metazoa; Chordata; Mammalia; Carnivora; Felidae. The record is from RefSeq and is a predicted model, not a curated record.